GAAGAGGGCAUCACAAGGGAUCGGAGAAGAACCAUCCACGAAAGAGAAGGCCCUCAAUUAUCAUUUGAACGACGCGGAUACUGAUACCCAAUUUCCACUUCUUCUGAUCUCUAUAAGUAAUCAAUCACAAUUCACAACACACACCCAAGAAAGAAACAUUCAGAUUCUUAGUUAUUCAGAGAUUUCAAAUCAUAUUGUAUUAUAUAAUGUAUGUAACAAGGCCACUUUCUAUGUUGAGAAAUUCGCCGUCGGCGUUGUCGAUGGCGCCACCGGAGGGUCCAAACUCGGGGAUUUUGGUGAUCAAAGACGAAGCUGCAGAAUCAAAAUGGUUAUUCGGAAUGCUCAAGGAUGAAACAGUUCUGGUCCCUCCUUUCCCUCAGAAUAAGAAAAUAUGGCUUUCUCAUACAAUGGUUGUUGGAACUACUUCCGUGGUUGAUUAUAUCUAUGCCCUCUUAAUUCCUGUUCUCAAUCAGCCUUUGUCUUCUAACUUAUGUGGGUACAGGCUAGCAUACAUGUGUUCAAAAGAAGAAAAUGGUAGCCGAUUAUUAGGCGUUGCUGAUACACCACCACAAAAGUUCGACCCAACAAACAUUUACCAAGAAUUCGAGAUCAGUAACGAUAUGUAUUAUGGCAAACCCAACGGUUUUAAUUUCAAGUCUGUUGCUUCCAAUGGAGUUACUCCAUAUGCGAUGACACACAAGAAUUGGAGAGCUUAUUGCAAGACUCUCAAGACUUUCCAACCCACCACCGAAGCGCUUGGCCUCGACGUCUCGCUUCGAGCUCGUCUCCCUCCGCUCACAUUCUCCCUGCCCUGUAAAUUCUCCAGCCCUGCUGUUGUUGUAGGGAAAUGGUACUGUCCUUUCAUUUUCGUUCGAGAAGGCGACGUCGAUUCUCAAAUCAAGAACUCUCCGUAUUACGAAAUGGCCCUUCAACAGAAUUGGGUGGAGGUUUUUGGGUGUGGGAAUAAUAGUAAUUCAGGAGGGAGAGGAGUGGAGUUGGAUGUUUUGGUGGAGAAGGAAGUGGUUUCGGUGGGAGGGCGGGCUGUGGGUGGGGUGAAUAUAGGGGAUGGGGCGGCGUGGUUUGGUUCGUCGAGAGUGGGGUUGAGCAUGGCGAUUGUGGAGAGGAUAAGAUGGGAAGAGGAAAGAGGUGGAUUUGAAUGGGUUAGAGAAGGAGGAGAAAAGGUAGUGAAGGUGAGAAGGAGGGAAGAGUUUGAAGGGGUGGGAAUGUGGAGGAGAUUUGGAUGUUAUGUUUUGGUUGAAAGGUUUGAGCUUAAGAGAAUGGAUGGAUCUUUGGUUCUUUCUUGGGAAUUUAGACACACUCAUCAAAUUAGAACAAAGUGGGAGUGACAUUAUAAAUAUAUAUAUAUAUAUACAUACAUAUAUAUAUAUAGAUUGCUACAAUAUUUUCUAAUUUUAUCUUCCACUUCAAAAUAUUUCUUUAAGCAAGCAUUAUAGCUUUAGCCUUGGCCUCCUCUCUUGGUUAUGUUAUGAAAAAGAGUUUUUUUUUAAGACGAUGUUCUUCCUUCCUUCUCGAUCAUGAGGUGCCUUGCAAGCAAACGAAAU
This is a messenger RNA of Cucumis melo (muskmelon), 1562 nucleotides long. RefSeq lists its product as uncharacterized. The transcript is spliced from 2 exons. The coding region runs from base 207 to 1346 and encodes 379 amino acids. The record is from RefSeq and is a predicted model, not a curated record. Lineage: Eukaryota; Viridiplantae; Streptophyta; Magnoliopsida; Cucurbitales; Cucurbitaceae.